AUGCCAGUGAAAUGUUGUUUCCACAGGUCAAACGCUGGGGAAACAAUGGCCUGGUCUGAGUCUGUGGAUACACUACUAGCUAAUAAAGAUGGCUUGGCAGCUUUUAGGACGUUUUUGAAGUCAGAGUUCAGUGAGGAGAAUGUGGAGUUCUGGCUGGCCUGCGAGGACUUCAAGAAAACCAAAUCCUCCACUAAGAUCGCCUCAAAAGCCCAAAAAAUUUAUUCUGACUUUAUAGAAGCUGAUGCUCCAAAGGAGAUUAAUAUUGACUUCCAAACCAAAACCCACAUCUCUCAGAAUAUCUCCGAGCCCACCCUCAGCUGCUUUGAUGAUGCUCAGAGGUUAAUCUAUAGUCUCAUGGCAAAGGACUCCUUUCCCAGGUUUCUAAGAUCAGAAGCAUACAAGGAACUAGUACAGAAGCAACAGAGUGGAAAUCAGAAGAGAUGGCUCCCAUUUUUGUGA
Messenger RNA from Nipponia nippon (crested ibis), 459 nucleotides. It is a transcript of the gene RGS21, whose product is annotated as regulator of G protein signaling 21. NCBI's taxonomy places the organism in Eukaryota, Metazoa, Chordata, Aves, Pelecaniformes, Threskiornithidae. The record is from RefSeq and is a predicted model, not a curated record.